AUGGGCAAGAAGAACCAUGACAGUAACACGCAUAAUAACAAUGAAGAUGGAAAAAGCGACAGUGAAAGUGAUUACUUGGAAGAUUCUAUUGGUGUUAUGGGUAUCUGGCAAAUAUAUGUUUGCGUUGUAGCAGCAUCUACUAGAUUUAUAGGUAUGGGAAAUAUGUCGAUAAUAGUGUUUCUGACACCGAUAACUGAUUUUAUUUGCAUUGAAUUCAAAGAAAAUACAAAUAUGACAGCUGAGAAAAUGGCGUGCUAUGAUAAUUGUGUGAAAUAUGAAUAUAAUUCUGUCUCCAUGGAACAAACUAUUGUGACGGAAUUCGAUUUGAUUUGUGAAAGAGAAUGGAUGGCGAGUUUUGCUCAAUCUGUUAUAAUGUUUGGGCUUGUUAUCGGAGUAUCACUUUUUGGUUGGAUAUCUGACAGGUUUGGACGACGCGUCGCUCUUUUAUCAUCGACAAUUCUGAAUAUAAUAUCAAUGGUGUCCUCGGCAUUUUCUCCGGAUUAUUGGAUCUAUAACGGGCUAAGGUUGAUUAUGGGUAUUGCGACUGGUGGAUCUAUUAUAGUAUGUGUGCCAUACGUGAUAGAAAUAUGCAGUAAAAAAUAUAGAGAAGUAGCUGCAGCUCUUAUAACUAUACCCGACUGUCUGUCAGAACUAUCUUUAUCUUUAUUUGCUUAUUACUUUCCGACAUGGAAAUCUCUUACACUCGGAUUUAGUUCUGUGUCUGUGAUAAUUCUGUUGUUAGUUCUCACUGUACCAGAAUCUCCAAGAUGGUUGGUUUGUCACGGAAGAACAGAAGAAGCUAUUUCUACCAUAACGAAAGCUGCUGAAUGGAAUAAACUAAAAACUGAUCAUAUCAAAGACACAGUAAAUAAGAGUGUUGGAGCGAUAGCUCACAAAAUUAACACUGAUGUAUCCGCAUCAUAUUUCGAUUUAUUUAAGAAACCUCUAGCAAUAGUUACCUGGUCCACAAUAUUUAUUUGGGCCGUUGUUGGUACUAAUUAUUUUGGAUUAUAUCAAUACAUGACAUUUUUGGGAACUACUGUUCACACGACGGUGGUAAUGUUAGCAUUGCUUCAGUUUCCACUCUGUGUGUUUGUUGUAUUAUUGACAAAACGCUUCAGUAGAAAGCAAACCCUGAUUGGUGUACUAGUUGCAUGUGGUGUUCCAAUGCUUAUUCUGAUUUUUACUCCUAAAAACCACUGGGUUAGUAGUACUUUAGGGGUCAUAGGAUUUUCUGCAUGUCAUAUCGCCUUUGGGGUAAUAUACGUUUAUCAUGGGGAGUUAUAUCCGACGAGCCUAAGAAGUAUGGCUUAUGGAAUAACGUCGGGUACAAAUAAAGUAGGUGCGAUGGCGUCCCCUUUCAUAGCUCGAAUUUCACCAUCUUGGAUCCCAUCAUCUAUAUUUGCAUCACUGUCAUUUCUAGCAGCUGCCUUUUGUUUUCUGCUGCCUGAAACAAAGGGAAAUAAUUUAAAGGACACUGUAGACUAG
Danaus chrysippus (African queen) is the source of this 1488-nucleotide messenger RNA. NCBI's taxonomy places the organism in Eukaryota, Metazoa, Arthropoda, Insecta, Lepidoptera, Nymphalidae. The record is from the annotation of a GenBank genome assembly.